Messenger RNA from Theobroma umbraticum, 948 nucleotides. Its product is annotated as tRNA-methyltransferase non-catalytic subunit trm6MTase subunit. Lineage: Eukaryota; Viridiplantae; Streptophyta; Magnoliopsida; Malvales; Malvaceae. The record is from RefSeq and is a predicted model, not a curated record.
GGUCAGUUCUCUGAAGACAAGCCGCGCUGCUCUUCAGUGAACGACUCCAUAACCGUACCCUAUCACCUUCUUUUUUAAUUUUUUUUCCGAUUCCUUCAUUUACUUUCCCGUAAAAUCAAAAUCAGUUUCCAGAGAAACAAACGGUGGUCUUUUUUUUUUUUUUUUUAACUUUUCAAAUACCUUACGCUUUGUCACCUUUUGCGGAAUGCCUUGAUACUCGUUGUGGAUAUGGAUUCGUUUGAUUUCGAUAACGUGAAAGCGGAGAAAGUUAAGGCGAUGAGGAGGUACAAUCGGCUUCGGAGCUUCACGAAGGCGUUUCGUUUCGUGGAAUUGCUUGUGGCUUUGCUGUUCUUGGCGUGGACCUUCGAGCGCGUGCCUUUCGCCGUCAAAAUCUCCGGCGAGUUCGUUUCGAGACUCGGCGGCGUUGUCGCUAGUCCGCUGUUCGUUUUCCUCGUCUGCAACGUCAUCAUCGUCAUUCUCGUUGCUAAGUCCGGCGUCUUCUCUGCCGUUCACAAUGCGGAUUCUAAACUCUACGAGGAAAUCGUCAAAAACGCCGAUGAUCGCUCCAAAAUGGAAUCUCGAGAAGAGAUCGUGUAUCAAGACAAGGAGAUCAUCUCUGUAGUGAGCACAUGUACUCACACGUUCGAAGAAAUGGAGCCGGAGCCGGAAUCAGACUCGGAUGCUGAGGUAGAUACUCCGAGAGUUUAUCGGAGGUGUAAGUCGGAGAAGGUGGCGAUGAAGCAGAGUGAGGAGAAAGUGAAAAAGGAACUACGACGAUCAGAGACCGAGAAGUGCCGAAAAUUUGAAAAUAUCGAUGAGAAAUUGUUUCCCGAAGACGAGUUGAGCAAUGAAGAGUUCCAACGAACGAUCGAAGAUUUCAUCGCCAAACAGUUGAGGUUUCGCCGAGAAGAGUCUCUGUCUAUUGUUCCUCAAAACCAAGCUUGAAAA